Perognathus longimembris pacificus (Pacific pocket mouse) is the source of this 2366-nucleotide messenger RNA. It is a transcript of the gene Hnrnpf, whose product is annotated as heterogeneous nuclear ribonucleoprotein F. Gene Ontology annotation, cellular component: nucleoplasm; ribonucleoprotein complex. Gene Ontology annotation, molecular function: RNA binding. The record is from RefSeq and is a predicted model, not a curated record. Gene Ontology annotation, biological process: regulation of RNA splicing. The transcript is spliced from 4 exons. NCBI's taxonomy places the organism in Eukaryota, Metazoa, Chordata, Mammalia, Rodentia, Heteromyidae. The coding region runs from base 512 to 1759 and encodes 415 amino acids.
GGUGGGGUGUAUUGCGCGCCGUGAGGAGGGCUUCCGGGUGCUCCGCGUGCGCUCGACGGGCGAGACUCUGACCUUCCGCCCCUGGUCCCGCCCCUCUGAGGCCCCGCCCCGAGCGCGUUGCCGCGAGUUUCCUUGGUGACGGUAAACAAGCCUCAACUGCCUCAGCUACAACUGCCAAGUGCCCCGCGUUCUACCCUCCUCUAGGUGCUCCGAGGGCAGGUCGAGGUUCCGGAUGUGAGAGCGGGAGCGUGGCGGCUCCGAGCCCGAGGUUAAGAACAAAAAGAAGAUGCACCUGGACUUUCCUCGGAGCCCUCUGCAUUUUUAAAGCGUUGGGUGGAAAUUGGGUUUCUCUGGCCGUAAGCCGCUGUUGCUUGAUGAAAACCGAGACCUAUUGUACUUUCCUUGGAGAACAAUCCAUCAACUAUUAUAUCUCCCACUGACGGCAUCUGUGGUUGUUUGAGCUACAAAAUCUGUACCCAGGCUUGUGUGGCAUCUGUCCUGCAAAGUGUCCAUGAUGCUGGGCCCUGAGGGAGGUGAAGGCUUUGUGGUCAAACUCCGUGGCCUGCCCUGGUCCUGCUCAAUUGAUGAUGUGCAGAACUUUCUCUCUGACUGCACCAUUCACGAUGGGGUUGCUGGGGUCCAUUUCAUUUACACUAGGGAAGGCAGGCAGAGUGGUGAGGCUUUUGUUGAACUUGAAUCUGAAGAUGAUGUCAAAUUGGCCCUGAAAAAAGACAGGGAAAGCAUGGGCCACCGGUACAUCGAGGUGUUCAAGUCUCACAGAACCGAGAUGGAUUGGGUGUUGAAGCACAGCGGUCCAAACAGUGCUGACAGCGCCAACGAUGGCUUCGUGCGCCUCCGGGGCCUCCCAUUUGGAUGCACAAAGGAGGAAAUUGUUCAGUUUUUCUCAGGGUUGGAAAUCGUGCCAAACGGGAUCACACUGCCGGUGGACCCUGAGGGCAAGAUUACAGGGGAAGCCUUCGUGCAGUUUGCCUCUCAGGAGUUAGCUGAGAAGGCCCUGGGGAAGCACAAGGAGAGAAUAGGGCACAGGUAUAUCGAGGUAUUCAAGAGCAGUCAGGAAGAAGUUAGGUCCUACUCAGACCCUCCUCUGAAGUUCAUGUCUGUGCAGCGCCCCGGGCCCUAUGACCGUCCUGGGACCGCCCGGAGGUACAUUGGCAUUGUGAAACAGGCAGGCCUGGAUCGGAUGAGGUCCACCGCCUACAGUGCAGGCUAUGGGGGCUAUGAGGAGUACAGCGGGCUCAGCGACGGCUAUGGCUUCACCACCGACCUCUUUGGGAGAGAUCUCAGCUACUGUCUCUCCGGCAUGUAUGACCAUAGAUACGGGGAUGGCGAGUUCACUGUGCAGAGCACCACCGGCCACUGCGUCCACAUGAGGGGGCUGCCCUACAAAGCCACCGAGAACGACAUUUACAACUUCUUCUCACCACUCAACCCCGUGAGAGUGCAUAUUGAGAUCGGGGCCGAUGGAAGAGUGACGGGAGAGGCUGACGUGGAGUUUGCCACUCAUGAAGAAGCUGUGGCAGCGAUGUCAAAAGACAGGGCCAACAUGCAGCACAGAUACAUAGAACUCUUCCUGAAUUCCACUACAGGGGCCAGCAAUGGGGCGUAUAGCAGCCAGGUGAUGCAGGGCAUGGGGGUGUCUGCUGCCCAGGCCACCUACAGUGGCUUGGACAGCCAGUCCGUGAGUGGUUGUUACAGCACUGGCUACACUGGUCAGAACAGCAUGGGUGGCUAUGACUAGUUUUGUAAAAGCAUUGGAGUUGAUUCAAUCAAAUAUUGCCAGGCAGCCGAGAAGCAGGGAGAGAGCAGUCUAUAACUAGAGGAAGCUGUGGGACCCACAUUGCACCAUGAGUUUGUGAAAUCUGGAUUAAAGAAAUUACCUCUUCAGUGUUCUCAUGCAGACCUUUCUUCUAGCAUCUAUCUGAUACGGAGUAAACUCAAACUAUCUGCUUCCACUUUGUUCAGUCCACAUUUUGAUAGUCACCUCCCUUCCAGUAGUUCUGACUGUUAGAUGUUGGAUCUUCACACAAAACUGCAGGGAGCACAUUGGCCCAUGGCUCAUUUGGAGAACUCAAGGUGCUAGGUCCCUUAUUUGAAGAGAAACAUUUCUCGUGUUGGUUCAUUCUGGUUUCUUAUUUCCUUCAUUUAAAAUCUUUUAGGUUGAAUUUCAGCUUUUUAAAAGUUUUGCGAAUUGAGACACAAUACUAAUACUGUAGGAAUCGGUGAGGCCUUGACUUAAAGCUUUGUACUGUGAUUUCCUUUCGGGUGUAUUUUGCUAAGUGAUACUUGUUAAAAACAAAAUUUUUGUUAACUAAAAUUUUUUCUUAAAAUAAAGACUUUUCCACAAU